AUGGCCAAUACUAGAAGCAUGACCAGAAAACUAAACAAGGAUGUUUCAGCAUCAUGGUCAGACCUUGACCAAGAUUUACUGCUUUUAAUUAUGAUGCACUUGGGAGUGCUUGAUUUUAUUGCUUUCGGUGAUGUCUGUAAAUCAUGGAGAUCAGUUGCGGUCUCUAACUGGAAUAAAUUUAUGGUGUCUAAACAACCCAUGUAUUUAUCCAUCUCUUCUCGUUUGAAUGACAAAGAGUGUUACUUAGAGGACUACCAAAGGAGAAAGUUGAAAACCACCAUUCCCCAUUCUAAUGGCACAAUUUGUGUUGGGAUAACUUGUGGUUACUUGAUUUUUUUUGAGAGGGAAGCCUGUGAUUUCUGGCUUGUGAAUCCCUUCACAAAGAAAGAACUUUGUUUCCGAGAUUUCCCCUUUGGUGUAACUCCUUUCCCAACACGUUUCAGGGGCAUUCUUGUCUUUUCACCAUCAAUGUUCGGGUGGGUGUUUGUGGUAAUCACACACGCAUUUGCCGAUAAAAUAGCUUUCUCUUUACCUGGUGAACAAAGUGAGUGGUAUUAUGCCACAUCCCCUAGCAUCAUCCAUGAUUUACAUUUUUUCAAGGGAAAAAUAUAUACGAUAGACUGGAACAGUCAGUUAUGUGAACUUAGACUUAAUCGAGAGCCCACCUUAACCCUACUGAAUAUGAAGAAUUUCCCAUGGGCACACAAUUAUAUGCUGGAAUUCCUAAGUUCAAGUGAAAACCUUUUUGUGGUGGAUGCAGUAGGAGAUGUGUUGGCUGUUGAAGCUGAUUUUGAUGAAAUGAAAUGGGUGAAUUCAAACAGGACGAUAGGUGCAUAUGCAGUUUUUUUAAGUAACUUCAAGUGUGCUGCUGCCAUUAGACCAGAUACGUGGAUCCACCCUUGGACACAGUAUCAGAGGCUUAAUUUCUCUGAUGGAUAUGAUCCUAGUAAGACAAGGAGAAUGUGUUUAACUACAAACAUGUGGUACUUUCCGCAUGAUUGCUUGAUUGAUACCGACCCUGGUUAG
This is a messenger RNA of Helianthus annuus (common sunflower), 1026 nucleotides long. RefSeq lists its product as uncharacterized. The record is from RefSeq and is a predicted model, not a curated record. NCBI's taxonomy places the organism in Eukaryota, Viridiplantae, Streptophyta, Magnoliopsida, Asterales, Asteraceae. The transcript has a single exon. Bases 1 to 1026 code for a protein of 341 amino acids. Gene Ontology annotation, molecular function: protein binding.